Molecule: messenger RNA, 716 nt
Organism: Drosophila subobscura
Lineage: Eukaryota; Metazoa; Arthropoda; Insecta; Diptera; Drosophilidae
Product: MORN repeat-containing protein 3
Exons: 1
Coding region: 197-643 (148 amino acids)
Source: RefSeq, a predicted model, not a curated record
UGGGUUUGCGUGCCAGGAGCGACUGGCGGCACUAGCUAACAAGCGCCGUUGGAUGGGGGAACCAGGAAUCAUGGCUGGGGUUGAUUAGAAAAGGGACACCGCACGCACGACUUCGAUCCACACCCUAGGACAGACACGGAAGAACAUAACAGAGCAGAACAGAUGACAGUCUGGUUCUCAGUUAGUUGUCUGCAACAUGUCGUGCCAUGCUGGUGGCGGAAGUGGCGUUCGUUGCCUGCGCUAUCCUGCCGGUGGGCAUGGCCGCUAUCAGGGCAAGUGGCUGAGGAAUCAACACCACGGCUACGGGGUAAAGUCGAGCGGUCGCGGCUUGGUGUACGAGGGAGAGUGGCAGCGGGGCCAGCGUCAUGGAUACGGAACCAUGCGGCGGGAGUCCCCCGGUGGUCAGGUGCAUCGCCUCUAUGUGGGCCAGUGGCGUCAGGACAGGCGCAGCGGCGAGGGCAAGCAAUACUACGACGAUGGAUCCGUCUACUUUGGCCAGUGGCAGAUGAACAAGCGGCAUGGACGCGGCAUUCACUGGUAUGCGGACGGACGCAUCUAUGUGGGGGAAUGGCUACAGGAUGCCAUGCACGGGCGGGGCGUCCUCUUCUCGGGUGAGUCCUCAAACAAAACACAAACCCACUAGGCUCCUCGUUGAUCCAUCUGUUCCGCCUGUGUGUGUGUUCAGCAAACGGAAAUCGCUAUGUGGGAGAGUUCGA